AUGGCGGCAAGAACAACCCCCCGCCUCCUCGCAUUAUCCCAGAGGCUGGCCCCCUUCCUCCUCGCCGACGCGACAGCAACGACGCCCGCGCUCCUCACGAGGUCAAGAACACACGCCGCCAUCGCGCAACGCACACACCCCCGCCCGACACCGCAGCGCCGCUUCCAACACACGAUCCCGCGCUUCACCGGCCAAAACCCCUUUUCCGCCAACCCCACGCCGCCCCAAAACGCUGCAGCCGCAGACCCAGCAUCGCCAAACCCGCCCGACAACUCCGGCCUAGACGCCCCAACCGCCACCACAACAACAACAACAACAACAACAACCCCCGAAAACACCAGCCGGCAGAACCGAAUCCAGUCCCAGCCGCACUACCAGCUGACUUUCACGUGCGUGCCCUGCGGCUCGCGGUCCAAGCACGCCGUCUCCAAGCAGGGCUACCACCACGGCUCCGUCCUCAUCACCUGCCCGGACUGCCGCAACCGCCACGUCAUCAGCGACCACCUGGGCGUCUUUGGCGACCGCAAGGGCGUCACUGUCGAGGACCUCAUGCGCGACAGGGGCCUGCUCGUCAAGAAGGGGACCCUCGGCGAGGAUGGCAGCAUCGAGUUCUGGGAGGACGACCUGCCCGGCGGUGCAGCGGAGCCGUAG
Gaeumannomyces tritici R3-111a-1 is the source of this 651-nucleotide messenger RNA. RefSeq names its product DNL zinc finger domain-containing protein. Gene Ontology annotation, biological process: protein import into mitochondrial matrix; protein folding; protein stabilization. The transcript has a single exon. Gene Ontology annotation, cellular component: mitochondrion. The record is from RefSeq and is a predicted model, not a curated record. Lineage: Eukaryota; Fungi; Ascomycota; Sordariomycetes; Magnaporthales; Magnaporthaceae. The coding region runs from base 1 to 651 and encodes 216 amino acids. Gene Ontology annotation, molecular function: protein-folding chaperone binding; zinc ion binding.